Tachyglossus aculeatus (Australian echidna) is the source of this 4769-nucleotide messenger RNA. It is a transcript of the gene EPB41L2, whose product is annotated as erythrocyte membrane protein band 4.1 like 2. NCBI's taxonomy places the organism in Eukaryota, Metazoa, Chordata, Mammalia, Monotremata, Tachyglossidae. The record is from RefSeq and is a predicted model, not a curated record. Gene Ontology annotation, cellular component: cytoskeleton; plasma membrane. The transcript has 24 exons. Gene Ontology annotation, molecular function: actin binding; structural molecule activity. Bases 178 to 3534 code for a protein of 1118 amino acids. Gene Ontology annotation, biological process: cortical actin cytoskeleton organization.
CGAGCCUGCCCUUCUCCAGCAGCGUCCAGCGUCGAGUUUUGGGUGGGGUCUGUCUUGUUCAUUAAGCUUUUCCUACAGACCGCUGGAUUUCCGUCAGUUUGCCACAGUCCUGUAAUGACAGGGGACCACAGAGAGCUGGCUCCAUGCACAAAAUAAAAGCUCCCAUCACCUGUAACCAUGACCACAGAAGUAGGCUUAGACACUGAAGUAAAGAAGGAAUCUGAACAGGUGGAGUCAGACUCAACUAAGGAAAAGCCCGAAGAAGCCUCAGAAAGAGAGCAGAAUCAGUCAUCCGAACAGGAAGAUGAGGAAGAAACUGGGUCUUCCUCGCCCACUGCGGCAGCUAGUCCAAAGAGCCCAAGGAGCCAGAAGAAGAAGGAGCCUUCGGAGAGCAGGGGCCUCUCUCGCUUCCUACCUCCAUGGCUUAAGAAGCAAAAGUCUUAUAACCUAGUGGAAGCCAAAAAUGGAGGAGAGAAACAACCCUCAGAGCAAGCAGGGGAGGAGGAGCAGAAGCAAGAUGACCGAGAGGAUGUGUUACCAGAGGAGGGGCACCUGGCUAAAGGGGACUCUGAAGAGACAGCUGACAGGAAACAGCAGGAAGCUAAAGUUGAAGACAAAGAUGAGAAACGUUCAGUAAGCAGUGCUGAGACCCAGCCUGCUAAAGAAGACAGUAAGGAGAUAGAAGUGGAGAAGAUAGAAGAAAUACAGGAAGACAGAACAGAGGAAGAAGAGGUAAAAAGAGAAACCAAGGAAGUUCAGACGACCGAUCUCAAAACGGAGAAGGUGUCUCAGAAAGCUGCCAAGAAGAUAAAAACUGUGCAGUGUAAAGUGAUGCUCCUAGAUGGCACGGAAUACAGCUGUGCCCUAGAGAAACGGGCAAAGGGUCAAGUGCUUUUUGACAAAGUGUGUGAACAGCUCAAUCUAUUGGAAAAGGACUACUUUGGGCUUCUAUUUCAAGAGAACACAGAACAAAAGAACUGGCUGGAUCCCUCAAAAGAAAUCAAGAGGCAAAUGAGAAAUCUUCCCUGGCUAUUCACUUUUAAUGUGAAGUUUUAUCCUCCAGACCCUUCCCAGUUGACUGAAGACAUCACCAGAUACUUUCUGUGUCUUCAGCUUCGUCAGGAUAUUGCUUCUGGGCGCUUGCCGUGUUCUUUCGUGACUCACGCCCUCCUCGGCUCAUACACUCUGCAGGCCGAGCUGGGGGACUAUGACCCAGAGGAGCACAGCAGUGAUUACAUCAGUGAAUUCCAGUUUGCCCCUGGCCAGACAAAGGAGAUGGAAGAAAAAGUAGUGGAACUACACAAAACACACAGGGGUUUGACUCCUGCACAAGCUGAUACUCAGUUCUUGGAAAACGCAAAGAGACUCUCCAUGUAUGGAGUAGAUCUGCAUCACGCCAAGGAUUCAGAAGCUGUGGACAUUAAGCUGGGCGUAUGUGCUAAUGGAUUACUUAUUUAUAAAGAUAGACUCAGAAUCAAUCGUUUUGCCUGGCCUAAAAUCUUAAAAAUCUCUUAUAAACGCAGUAACUUCUACAUUAAAGUCAGACCAGCAGAGCUGGAACAGUUCGAGAGCACCAUUGGGUUCAAACUGCCAAACCAUCGGGCUGCUAAAAGGUUGUGGAAAGUGUGUGUGGAGCAUCAUACUUUCUACAGACUUGUGUCUCCUGAACAGCCACCAAAGGCCAAGUUCCUGACUUUGGGAUCCAAGUUUCGCUACAGUGGCCGCACACAAGCGCAGACCCGGCAGGCCAGCACCCUCAUAGACCGACCAGCCCCGUAUUUUGAACGCACUUCCAGUAAACGGAUCUCUAGGAGUCUGGAUGGAGCACCUGUUGGUGUCAUGGAUCAAAGCCUGCUACGGGAUUUCUCUGGCCCCACUGGUGAGAUUUCUGUUUAUGGCCCUGGAGCUGCCAGUCAUGUCACAUUGCAAGAUGGAGAAGCCAGAAGAGAGGUCAGAACCCCAACAAAAAUGCCACAUUUACAGCUCCCUACUGAAGGAAAGGCGGAGACUGAAGAAGAGGAAACCCAACCAAAGAGCAAUUCCUUGAGAGUAUACGGGGAAAAUAUUUAUGUCAGACAUAGCAAUUUAAUGUUGGAGGACCUGGAUAAGGCCCAGGACGACAUACUGAAACAUCAGGCUAGCAUUAGUGAACUCAAGCGCACUUUUAUGGAAUCCACACCUGAGCCUCGCCCUAAUGAGUGGGAAAAGCGGCGUAUCACACCUCUGUCCCUACAGUCACAAGGGAGAAAAGGAGAUCGCAUUUUCAAAGAUGAGAAGGCACAGACUCUACCACCCCGGAAUAAUGAAGAAAAGCAUGAGGAAACAGACAAGAGUCUAGAAGAAGAGAUAACCUCAAUUUUAUUUAGUAAAGAGGGCUUUUCUGCUAGUGCGAAAACCACCUUCAUUCCAGCUACCCCUCGGACAGCAGAGGGCACUGUUGUGAAAAACAAUGUUUCCUCUGAAGUGCUUUCUACCUCCACCUUCGCACAGUUAUCAGAGAAACCUGCUUCCAGAGCAGAAGGGCCUUACACUGGAACCACGGACACUGUUAAGAGUUCACAUGAGACUCUGAUUGUAGUGGAGGAGAAGCAGCAGUUAGAGGUUGGGCAAGAGGAAAGAGGAAUCACAGAAGAGAUGAAUGGUGAGGGGAAAGUUCCACCCGGCAAGGAGCCCAGGGAGGCACGUCAGGGGGAGCCCCUGAUUCAGAAGGACUCCGCGUCACUGUCAUCCGAAAGCAGCAGCAGCAGCAGUAGUGAGAGUGAGGAGGAAGAUGUGGGAGAAUACCGGCCCCAUCCCAGAGUGACAGAGGGCACCAUCAGGGAAGAGCAGGAGGAAAAUGAAGAAGACUUCAAGGAGAAGGAAGAUCAGACCACAAAGGUAGUACAGAGUCUGGAAGCUGUGCGGGAAGUCGACUCGGUAAAUCAAACAGUUGUCCAUACGGUCCCCACAGAAACAGUGACCCAGGAAAACCUAGUUUCCCCAGUCAUCCCCGGAGAGAUGCGGUUAACAGAUGGGGUUAAGCAAGACACGAGAGAAGACACGGAGGAAGAGCAGCAUAAAGUAAACGGAGAUGUGUCUCAUGUGGACAUUGAUGUUGUGCCACAAAUUAUUUGUUGUUCAGAGCCACCAGUGGUCAAAACAGAGAUGGUGACUAUCUCCGAUGCCUCACAAAGGACAGAAAUCUCCACCAAGGAAGUCCCAAUUGUCCAAACAGAGACCAAAACCAUCACCUACGAGUCUCCCCAGAUUGAUGGUGGUCCUGGGGGAGAUUCGGGUGUAUUGUUGACUGCACAGACCAUCACAUCUGAAUCCAUUUCUACGACUACAACCACACAUAUCACCAAGACUGUUAAAGCUGGGGUUUCAGAAACAAGAAUCGAGAAACGCAUUGUUAUCACCGGAGAUACUGACAUUGACCAUGACCAGGCACUGGCCCAGGCGAUUAAAGAAGCCAAAGAGCAGCACCCUGACAUGUCGGUCACAAGAGUGGUGGUGCACAAAGAGACAGAAGUCACAGAAGAAGGAGAGGAGUAAAAUCAAGAAGCGGUCUAUAAACAAACACAGCUUCAAGGACAUGAAGAAUUUGGACCAUUUCAAGUUAUGAUGUCACACCACUACUUUCAGUGAAUUCAUACCACAACUGGUAACACUGACCAGACCCUGAAGAUUGAAAUGCCAACACCAAACGUUACCUUAUUCUCUGGUCUAUACUGUUCCCUUGCAUCUUACCUUUUAUUUUCUUUUUGUAUAACCACUUUUUAACAUUCUUUAGAUUUUUUUUGGAGGUUUAGGGUUUGCUUUGGACUUUGUAUACUUUAUGUCUGAUUUUUGAUGACAUGACAGUGAACAGAGCCAGUGUCUGCAAAUAAGGUGUUGUUCACUCGAACAGGUGCUGUUGUUCAGAAAAGAAAAUAUUUCACUAAUUUAGAUAUCAUUUUCAGAAACUUUCUGACAUUUUACUGGAAUAAUUUGUGGGUUUUUUUCAGACUGAGGAAAAUAAUACUGCAUUAGAUAAUAUCAAGAGUAGGGAUUUUUUUAAAGUUUCCUACGUUUUGCAAAAUUUGGGGUGUUUGAAAAUUUCACUUUGGGUGCAUUUUGUACUGACCCCUUUUUAACUCUUUCUCAUUUAAAGUUCUUUACUUUCAGGAAAAAGAAAAACUUAUUCUUCAGAUUAGAGAGAGUUAUGAAGGAGUUCACUGACUGAGUACUGUGUUUCAAGACCUAUUUGCACUCCUGUGCUAAUGUUCAACCAUUUCUCAGACAUGGAGGCUCCUGAAACAUUCCAGAGAAGGGAGGGAAAAGACAGAAGGGAAGACAUAUUUCUUCCCAUUCAACAGAAGACUUGGGCAGCAUAAAACCAUAGUGCUUCUUUCUUAACAUGUCCAAAUUCCAGCCCUUUCCAUUAUUCAAAUACUCAUGUAGAAUGCUUGCUUUUGACUAAACUUCCCUGUCUACACCUUAGUGCUGACUCUUCUAUUACUGAGCUGAUAGUUUAUCACAGGUUUGGGAGACCUCCGAGGGAAAGGAAUGAGUGUUGUGGUGGGUUUGAUGUCAGGAAUAAGAAGGUACACCAUGAAUAAGAGGGUACACCAUUUGGAAUACUGUCACCAGAACGACCUGUACAGGGACUUAACUGUCAAUUUUUUUUUCUGUUGAUGCUGUGUAUAGUUAAGACGCCAAAUUAGAUUUAUAGCAGCUUCAAGUUGUAUUAAGUGAAAUGUCGCUUUCUGUAAUAGUUAUAAAAUAAAAGUUUGUUUAUUCUCUAAAUA